Acanthosepion pharaonis is the source of this 675-nucleotide messenger RNA. Lineage: Eukaryota; Metazoa; Mollusca; Cephalopoda; Sepiida; Sepiidae. The record is from the annotation of a GenBank genome assembly.
AUGGUAAUUCUUUUUUUUCCUUAUACCUGUGAUGGUAAUUCCUUUUUUUUCCUUACACCUGUAAUAGUAAUUCCCAUUUUUCCUUACACCUGUGAUGUCCCCUUUUUUCCUUACACCUGUGAUAGUAGUUCCCUUUUUUCCCUCACACCUGUGAUGAAUUCAAUUCCCCUUCUUUUUUUUCCUUCUCCUUUUUGUUCGUUCUUUCAUCUCCCUCUCCCAUAUCUGUUCCAAUUGCAAUCAAAUUCGCUAUCAAGGCUGCUUACUAUGAAUUUCUUUACAGCAUUUAAACUUUCCUUUAAAACUGUUAUUUCUUUCUUUCUCUAUCUCUCUCUCUCUCCGUCUCUCUUUUCUUCUCUCUAUAUACUUCUCUCUCUACUAACGCGAAGGCAACCUUCAAAUAAAAAGAGGAAGAAGAAAAGACCGAAUCCAGACAAAAACACCGGGAUAUUUGGCUGUCAUCAUAGUGACAUUAAUCUGCUGAAGCCUCCCACAGCUGCAGAUGACAACCUCUCUCUCUCUCUCUCUCUCUCUCUCUCUCUCUCUUAUAUUCUCCUCUAUUUCUCAUACUCUCAAAACUUUAGGCUUCCACCUUCCCCCAAAAGGCCAUCUCCAAAUAAACAAACCACAAGGGGGGAAAAGCAUUCACAUUUCUUUAUAUCAAUGACAAAGAAUUGA